AUGUUUGCGAAUGAAACUCUCAAAGUCCUUAAUCACUAUCGCGCGAAAAGAUACUGCUCAAACCUCACUCCAGUGCAAAAACGUUGUAUGCGAGAGGUACGAGACCUGAUAAGGUUGAAAACCAUAAGACUUUCCGCUAGUGAUAAGGGUGGAGAGUUUGUCGUAUUUCCUAAUCAGUUAGAUGUGGAGAUAACGAAGAAGCAUCUUGAAGAUGCUUCGCUUUAUCGCCCAUCAUCUGAGGAGGAAUUCAAAAGUAAAUACCGAAAACUAAACCACGAAUGGGCCAAAAUGGCAAGGGCUGCUGGUUUGAAACCAUCAGUUAUCUCUCAACUUAAAGUUGUCUUACCAACAUGCCCCGUCUUGUACUUACUUAUAAAAAUUCAUAAGUUAGUAUCCAACGAUGAUCUUGCGUCUAACGAUCCAUCACUAUUUAAGGUUAGAGCUAUCAUUAGCUGCAUAGAUGGGCCAACGGACAGGAUAACAUAG
Angiostrongylus costaricensis is the source of this 486-nucleotide messenger RNA. The record is from the annotation of a GenBank genome assembly. NCBI's taxonomy places the organism in Eukaryota, Metazoa, Nematoda, Chromadorea, Rhabditida, Metastrongylidae.